Molecule: messenger RNA, 3675 nt
Organism: Blastomyces gilchristii SLH14081
Lineage: Eukaryota; Fungi; Ascomycota; Eurotiomycetes; Onygenales; Ajellomycetaceae
Product: taurine catabolism dioxygenase TauD
Exons: 1
Coding region: 2411-3595 (394 amino acids)
Molecular function (GO): oxidoreductase activity
Source: RefSeq, a predicted model, not a curated record
CUUCGGACUUGGUCAUGCAGACAGCGCUGAAACGAUCUAGAAAUCGCUGCGCUAUGAAAGCUACCCCGUCUAUCUCUCCACCCUACAAUUUCCAAGGGUAAUACAUUAAAUCUCAUUGAUUCUAUUGCCACUAUUUACACUUUACUGCCUAACUCUCCGUGCGCAUUUCCUCCUGUCUUUGGGUCUCGAGCUGGGAGAACUUUCGAACAACUUGCACAGUAGCAUAAUAACUAAAAGGCAGUGCAACAAACCAUAGUCCCAUGUUUAUACUCGCUGUAGCGAUGAGAGCGGUCGGAACAGCCUGAACUCCAAACCCAACAGCCACCGCCGCUGUUUCAAUUCCCCGGAGGAGAGAACUGUAACGAAUCUGAUCGCCAGGCGAGUCGGAUAGGUUACUGAUGCACCAGUAUAUAUAGUUCUCAACCAUGCUAAGGCUGAUACGUUCGAAGAGAAAAAGCCCGAAUCCACGACCAAACGCCCGUUGGUCGCCCCAGUCCAGUGUCGGGUUUGUGUGGCGGUAUUCGUUUUGGAUAAUGACCGCCCAAAUCCACGUCGCGCUGUUCAACAAAGCGAUGACAACGAAAGUAACUACCGCUCGCGUCUGCCUGCGCUUUGCCCAUCUAACAUCAACAAGGAAACCAACCAACCAAGUCGCCAGGCUCCCGACGACAGCAGACAUAAAGCUUCCUAGUGCACGAGAUCGGACAGUGAAGUAUGUCGCAAGGUAUGUGCCGGGAUACGCCUGUAUCCAUCCAUAGUACCAGAAAAGAGGGAUGAGAAGAAGAAUUGAUCUACUAGUGACGAGGCGCCACAUCUGUCUCGCUUCUUCGCGCCACGGAAUACCCCUUGGCGCCUCGAUGCGCGUUCCAUCAUCGCGCUGCACUUUCUCGGGAUUCGACAACAGGAGGCCGGAGAAAAAGCCAAGGCACUGGAUGGCAAUAAAGGCCAAGUAUGUCUCAUGUCCGACCUUUCCGCGCUGGUUGACGCUGUGGUUGAUCGCAAGCGCGAUAGCCCCUCCAAUGAAAUUUCCAGCGUUUCGAAACGUGAACCAUGUGGCAAUGUAGCGACCCCGCUUAUGCUGCUCCGGGUAGCCAGUGGAGACAGCGCCUUCAACACUCCAGAAGAAACCAGCACUGAUUCCACAAACCAUGGCACCAAAAUAGACGAACCAAGUUGAGCCAGAGCGGUUGUUGACAUAAAGGCCAGCGCCAUAGAGUGGAUAUCCCAAAGCGCCGGCCGCAAGAGUAUAUCGGAACCCAAUUGCGUUUGUUAUCCACGGCCCCGCAAAGCAUGUAACGGUCAUGAAUGCAUAUAACAAAGCAUUAGCAGCGUUGACGAGGUCCGGGCUUUGUGAGCCGCCUACGCCAAGUCCAUUCAUAGCACUCCAGAUUCCAGGGGCUGUAAAUGCGCAGACGCCCACGACGAGGAUCUGGAAAAGGGUGCUUCGAAAAAAGGAAACCUUGUUUCUCGCUGUGAAAGGAAAGCCCGCUCGCGUCGCGUGGGUGCCGGAUGCCUCGCUCCCAAGCUCCUCCUCUCCGUUUGGCAGCUCAUCCUUACUGGUAGCAGGGGAUAUCAUCGACAUUGGGAUAAAAAUUAUGAGAAAUGGUCAAUCGUGGAAGUAAUUGAAACGAGGAUAUAGUCCAUGUACGUGAGAAAGGGAUCAAGGAAUCGAUGACAAAGCCAGGGGUCAAUAACAUGGUGCUGAGGGAUCAAACAGGGCAUGUCCCUGUGGUUAUUUAUAUCCAUGACGACUGGGCCGCACAGGACGAACCUCAAUGCUUUUCGACUAUCCGUUGCUGUAAAUUUGGUUCCCGAUGUAUGUUUCAUGCAUUGUAGCACGCAAGACAAGGGCGUGUUGCACAAUACAUCGGUCCUCUUAGCUGGAUAUGCUAAUUUUUGUCAUUGACGAAUUGGAGAGGAUAUGAGUAAAUUACGCAAUCAGCAGCUCGCGCCAUAAACUCAUUGAGCAACUAGUUGAUCAUCAUGAUAUUGUAGGAGCGGCUACACCGUCAUCUCUUAUCAGCACACUCAGGAUCCAUAGCUUGCAAGUAUGGUCAAUGCCUUUACUUUACAUACCGACUUACUGUGGAUAGCGAUAUCACCAGGUUUGUCAACGCUAACUAAUGAAGUUAUUUUAUCCCGCUAGCUUGAGCCCACUCGUUAGGGCAGGUUGUCGCCAUACAUGCAUGGAUGAGAAAAUCCUCCCAGAUGACGAGCAAUUGUCCUGCAUGUACGAGAUGGAUGAGAUUACCAAGAAAUGUCUAGCUCAAACGUGCUCGUCUCUCCUUCCUAGUUGUGUCUGGGCAGUGACAUAUUUAUAUGGCAGUGGCUUCCACAUAGGUACACGGUGAAAUACAUAUGCCAUGUCCUCAGAAUACAACCGAAAUCGUUUUCCAUCUGAACCAACACCAUGGCCACCACUGCAUCUGUCGAAAACCACACCCGGCCACUCAAGCCGGGCCAUGCUGCCUCGCCGUCAUUGUUCGGUUUCGACAGCUUUGAGCUCCCUUCAACUAACCAGCGCAUACUUGGCAAACCCCACCCCGAAAACACCGUUAUCCCUCUUGCAUUGCGCCCAUCAAACCAAGACGACGUUAAUCUUGACACUGCAAUAGAGACUAUAAAGUCCCUGCAGGCGCAGGAUGGCGGCAUUAUUACCGAGAAGCUCGCACGCCAUGGGGCCCUGCUCUUCAGGGGACUCCCAAUUCACAACGCAGAGGACUUCAGCAGAUUCGCGCAUGCAUUUGGUUACAAUCCGCACGAGAUUAUAGGAAUCGUCGUCGACAGGCCAUUGCUUGCUCCCAACGUGGCCCCAGCGAACGAAUCACCCAAGGAGGUGCUAAUCUACAACCAUAACGAGUCGCCCCAAGUUCCACAUGCACCGGAGUAUAUUUUUUUCUAUAGUUACCGCGCUCCCAAGAAAGGUGGUGAGAGCCCUAUUGCAUCAUCGGUUGAGCUGUUCCACCGCGCGCAGCAAGAAAUACCUGAGUUCAUCGCAGAGCUUGCAGAGAAAGGAAUCCUCAGCAAAGUAACGUAUAAACUCGACAAGCAACAUGAGGGUGGGUCGACGAUCAAUCAAGCAUUUGGGAAAGAAAUCAAAGAAGGCGAUGACGAGGCGACUAGGAGGGCUAAAAUCGAGGCUCAGAUCGCCCGUUACGGCCGCGGGAAGCACACGACUUGGGAAUGGACGAAUAAUGAUGGCAUCGUGGUAACUCAUAGACUUCCUUCAAUCCGCACCCAGGCCAAGACCAACCUGCCCACCCUCUUCACGGGACUGGCAGCCUACUACAAAAAUGCCCAAGUCAAUUCCACAGCCCGAAACGUGACGAAGCAGUACUUUGGUGACGGCACUCCCAUUGACGAGAAAUACCUCGCACAUCUCGCCAAAAUUACUGACGAGAUACGGGUACUGCAUAAAUGGCAGGAGGGGGAUGUGUUGGUAUAUGAUAAUGUUAUUGCGCAGCAUGGGCGAGAGCCCUGGGAAGGGGAACAGUCAGACCGAGUAGUGCUUGCAAGUCUUUUCGAUGGCGAAAGUGUCCCCGGGGCAUAUACCUCUGCUGACUGGGCACAAGUUGUUCAGGCUCUAGAUGGGUAGUCAUUGCAGCUGUAAUCGAAAUGAAAGCAGCCGUCCCAUAUUCUUUUUUUUUUUUUUUUUUUUUUUUUUUUUUUUUUUUU